This is a messenger RNA of Solanum verrucosum, 3439 nucleotides long. Its product is annotated as protein SMAX1-LIKE 4-like. The record is from RefSeq and is a predicted model, not a curated record. The coding region runs from base 157 to 3279 and encodes 1040 amino acids. NCBI's taxonomy places the organism in Eukaryota, Viridiplantae, Streptophyta, Magnoliopsida, Solanales, Solanaceae. The transcript has 4 exons.
AGUAUAUCGAAAAACACAAGUUUUGAGUAGAGUGUGGGGUGUUAGAGCUGGUAGAGGGGGGGUAACAUAGUAAGAAAGUGUUCAGUUCUCAGGCAAGAUAGGUUACGGUAUCAACAACGAGGGGGGGUGUAGGGGGGGUGGGGUUGUAUCUAAGUUAUGCGAACGGGAGCGGGUAGUGCAGUUCAACAGACCCUCACAACAGAGGCUGCUUCAGUAUUGAAGCUUUCUCUUAGCUUGGCCAGGAGAAGAGGCCAUGCACAGGUUACUCCUCUUCAUGUUGCUGCUAUUUUGUUGAGUUCGAGAUUAAGUCUUCUUCGAAAAGCUUGUCUCAAAUCUCAACAACAACAUAAUAAUAAUAAUUAUAGUUCUCAUCCACUUCAGUGUAGAGCUCUUGAGUUAUGCUUUAAUGUUGCACUUAAUAGACUUCCAACAAGUCCUGGUCCACUCCUUCAUGGCCAGCCUUGUUUGUCUAAUGCUUUAGUUGCUGCACUCAAAAGAGCGCAAGCUCAUCAGCGAAGAGGCUGUAUAGAACAACAGCAACAACAGCAACAACCUCUUUUAGCUAUUAAAGUUGAGUUAGAGCAACUUAUUUUGUCUAUUCUAGAUGAUCCUAGUGUUAGUAGGGUUAUGAGAGAAGCUGGUUUCUCUAGUACCGCAAUUAAAAACAAUAUAGAGGAAUCAGCUUCUUCAUCAGUGUUUCAGUGUUAUAACAAUAGCUCUGCAGGUGGAAUUUACACCACACCUAGCUCACCUACUAACACUACAACUACUACUGAGAAUAGUCCAUUUAAUAGUUUUUGGAAUUCACAAAACCCUAUUCUCUUUUCACCUCAUAAGUUCAUUAAUACACAAUUAACAUCAUCAGAUGUUAAGUUGGUGUUAGAUGUGUUGUUGAGAAAUAACAACAAGAGGCGAAACAGUGUGAUAGUUGGUGACUCAGUGACAAGCACAGAAGGAAUAGUUGCACAACUGAUGGGAAAAGUGGAGAGAGGAGAUGUGCCUGAGGAACUUAAAGGAGUUCACUUUAUCAAAUUUCAGUUCUCAGAUGCACCGCUAAUGUUAAUGAAAAGAGAAGAAGUGGAGCUGAACAUAUCAGACCUGAAAAGAAAAGUGGAAUCUCUUACAAGGGGUACUGGGGGUAGAGGAGGAGUCAUUAUCUACACAGGUGACUUGAAAUGGACAGUUGACAGUACUAAUAAGGAGAAAGAAAGAGGAUUGUUUGUUAAUUAUAGUCCAGUUGAUCAUCUUGUAGCUGAGAUAGGAAGGCUUGUUUCUUCCUACAACAACAGCAGCUCAAAUGCAAAGGUUUGGUUGGUGGGUACAGCAAAUUAUCAAACUUAUAUCAAAUGCCAAAUGAAACAACCUCCUCUUGAUAUUCAAUGGUCUCUUCAACCUAUUUCUGUUCCAUCUGGUGGUCUAGGGUUAAGUCUCAAUACUACAAGUGUCCAUGAAGCAAGAAUACCAUUCUCUCAACAAAUGUUUGAGAAAAAGCCAGUACCUAGCAAAGAGGAACAUGAUGCACUCACUUGCUGUGCACAAUGCACUUGUAAUUAUGAAAAAGAAGCUAUGUUGAAGUUUGGGCAGCACAAAACUUGUACAUUGAGUCCUAUGUCUAUCACAUGUGACACUAAGGACUCUGACAAACCUCCAACACCAUUGCCUGAUUGGCUCAAACCACAUGACAUGGAUCCAACUAACAAGGAUGAUUUGGCUGAGUUGAAAGGAAAGUGGAGCAGGUUGUGCAAAAAUCUUCAUCAAGGGAAGCCAAAUCAAAGACAAAUAAGUUCAGUUGUGUGCAAUGAAUACAAUAGCAGUGGGAAGAAUUAUUCUUUUAAUUCAUUGUAUCCAUGGUGGCCUAAUCAGCACAGUAUAAUAACAGAUUGCAAAUCGAUUUCAUUUAGUGAUCCACACAAUGUGAAGCCUAAUCAUGGAGCCAGCACUGUGCCAAGAUUCAGAAGACAACAAUCGUGCCAUAUUGAGUUCAGUUUCAGCAAUGGGAACUCGAAAAAUGAAUCACAAUCAUCAGUUGAGCCAAACUUGGAUUCUCUUAAGAACAGAGAAGGGAAAGAAGUGAAAAUCACACUUGCUCUUGGGAAUUCACAGCUUUCUGAUCAUAUCGGUGGGAAUAACGUUGAUGAAGAGAUGCUCAAAUUGUUACAAGAGAACUUGCCUUGGCAAAUGGAAAACAUGCAUACUAUUGUGGAUGCAUUGAUGGAUUUCAACACAAUCAAUAAGCAGAAGAAUUGGUUGUUGAUUCAGGGGAAUGACUCAAUUGGGAAACAGAGAUUGGCUCGAGCGAUGGCAAAAUCAGCUUUUGGUUCUGAUGACUUGCUGUUGUGCAUCAACAUGAGAAACAUGUCAAAUCAUGUUGAGUUGCUCAACAAGGCCUUAAGGAAUCAUGAAAAGCUUGUUGUCCUACUGGAAGAUGUCGAUUUUGCUGAUGCAGAACUCUUGAAAUUUCUUAAGGAUGCUUAUGAAAAUCGGAGUUCUAGUCAUUUGUUCAUCGUAGCAAUCAGGACUAGCGAUGCAACUGAUCACUGCAGUGAUGGAAGAGAGUACUAUUGCACAGAGUCUGUAAUCCAGAUGAAACUGGUGGUAAGUGAAACGAGUCCGAAUCCUGGAUCAGUAUGUAUUGAUCAUAAGAGAAAAGCUGAAUGGGAAUUAUCUUUGCCUAACAAGACCAAGAGUCCAAGAAACAAUGUGAUGGAAGAUGUCACCUCAAUUGCUACUCAAAGUGGGAAGAUAAUGAAGCAAUUGAGCUCAAAUACCCUUGACCUCAACAUAAAAGCAGACGAGGUCUAUGACGAGGGUGAUGUACACGAAGCCAUAACUGAGGACUUUAGCCCCAUUUCAAGUGACUUGACUCGCGAUACAGCCAAUGAUCACCAUCAACAAAACAACAAUCCAUCACUUGGUUUUUUGGACCUCAUCAAGAACCGCCUUGUUUUGAAGCGCGAUUCUUCUCAAGACAAGCAAAUGAGAGAGGUGUUCAUGUUCAAGAUGAGAAGGUCAUUGGAACAAGUGUGUGGGAGUAAAAUACUAGAGAAAUUUUCCUUUGAUGAAAUGGUGUUGGAGAAGGUAUUUGAAGGGUGUGGUUCAUUUCUCAACAACUUGUUUGAUGAAUGGCUAAAAGACAUUUUUCAAACGAGCUUGCAAAUGAUUGAAGAUAAAGAAAAUAUUGAGAUCAUCAAGCUUUGUGAAGUGGUGGGAGCUAAAUAUGAGAUUGGUUUCAAAGGUUCAUGUCUUCCAAGAGGGAUUCAAGUUUCAAUCAUGGACUAAGUAGUUGUCACUUCUAGCUAUAUAUUAUGGUACUACUACUAUAUUUCCUUGUCAAUGCACCACUACGUGUCCUUUUGUAACUAGCUAGUCUUGUUUUUCUAAUACAAUGUCUGCUUUGUUUUCAUUCCCAUAUAAAUUAUGGACUAAUUAAACAACAGAC